Mycena indigotica is the source of this 1476-nucleotide messenger RNA. Its product is annotated as Phytase-like domain-containing protein. The record is from RefSeq and is a predicted model, not a curated record. The coding region runs from base 1 to 1476 and encodes 491 amino acids. Lineage: Eukaryota; Fungi; Basidiomycota; Agaricomycetes; Agaricales; Mycenaceae. The transcript has 4 exons.
AUGCUCUCCCUGCUGCUGCUCGGCCUGCUGGCCCAGUCAGCCCGCUCUUCGCCCGCCCCCCGCGCCGCGCCGUCCCCGGUGUCCGUCUCGCUCGGCGGGGUGACCUACAUCAACCAAGGGCUCGUCGCGUUCGGCCUCAUUCCAUCGAAUGCGACAGAGUCGACGGGCGACACCCUCGGCGGGCUCGGGAGCGCGGUGGCCGUGAAGCCCGGCACGUGGCGCAUGCAGGCCGACGGGACAUAUGCGGGCACGCUCGUCGUGCAGCCCGACCGCGGGUUCAAUGUACUGACAACCAUUGAUUAUCAAGCGCGGCGACACGAGCUGUCCUUUGUUCUUUCCCCAUACACCGGCUCUGCCGCGCUGUCCUUCGCAGACGCGCAGAAGACACUCAAGCUUACAUAUCUCAACACCACCCUUCUCUCCGAGCGGAACGGAACCAAAACGAGCGGGCUCGACCCUCAGGCCAUCCGGGCCGCGGACCCCGGUUUCGGAGCGGCGGACCCGACCGCAGACCCGCAGAUGCCGAUCGCCAGCCUGAACGAGCCGCAUCUGAGUGUCGACGCGGAGGGAAUCGUAAUCAAUGCGGACGGGACAUAUUGGCUGAGCGACGAGUAUGGCCCGUACAUCUACCGCUUCUCGGCGGCCGGGCAGCUAUUGCAGACGAUCCAGCCGCCGGAGGCGAUCCUCCCGCUCAGCAAGAAGGGCAAGCUGAACUUCACGUCGGAGGAUGAUCCGGACACGGGCCGGGGGGCGAACCAGGGCUUUGAGGGCUUGACGUUGGACCCGCUGACGAAUACGCUCUACGCGAUCCUGCAGUCGGGCACGAUCCAGGACGGCGCGGCGCAGUUCACGCGGCUGUUAGCGUAUGAUGUGAGCCAACUGGACGUUGCUGUGCCGCUGAUCGGCGAGUGGGUUGUACCCCUACCGGUGAGCAGCGGGGGCAAGGUGCGUAGCACGAGCGAGCUGCACUUUGUCAGCCCGGGUGUGUUCCUCACGCUUGCGCGGGACGGCAAUGGCCACGGCGGGAGCGGGACGGACGUGAAGUACAAGCACGUGGACCUUUUUUCGAUCGCCAACGCAACCUCCAUCGCGCACACCGACUUCGACUCCGCCGCUACGCCCGUCGCGCCAAAGGCCAAGCUCGCCAAGGGCGUCACUGCUGCUGCCUACGCGUCCUUCCUGGACAUCGCCGACCCCGCCGGCCUCGCGCGCUUCGGGCUGCACACCGGCGACCCGGACGACCGCACGCUGAUCAACGCCAAGUGGGAGGGCCUCGCGCUCGCCCCGGCCGGCGUGCCCGGCGCGCCGGACGACUAUUUCUUGUUCGUGGCGAGCGACAACGACUUUAUCAGCACGCAGGGCGUGUCGCUCGGCGUGCCGUUCGACGCGGGCGAGGAUGUCGACAGCCAGUUCUUGGUGUUCCGGGUGACGCUGCCUGGGGCCGCGGCGGGGGUGAAGGCUGCGUUGGGGCUGUAG